Cyprinodon tularosa is the source of this 2113-nucleotide messenger RNA. It is a transcript of the gene dgat1b, whose product is annotated as diacylglycerol O-acyltransferase 1b. NCBI's taxonomy places the organism in Eukaryota, Metazoa, Chordata, Actinopteri, Cyprinodontiformes, Cyprinodontidae. Gene Ontology annotation, biological process: triglyceride biosynthetic process. The record is from RefSeq and is a predicted model, not a curated record. The annotation marks the transcript as partial. Gene Ontology annotation, cellular component: endoplasmic reticulum membrane. Gene Ontology annotation, molecular function: diacylglycerol O-acyltransferase activity. The transcript is spliced from 16 exons.
CUGCCACCAGGCACAGGAAUCUCUCCUUAGCUCAGCCAGCGGUUACAGAAACUACAGAGGAGUGCUCAACUGGUGUGUGGUAAUGUUGGUCCUGAGUAAUGCUCGCCUUUUCUUAGAAAACAUAUUAAAGUAUGGUAUUCUCGUGGACCCUAUUCAAGUGAUUUCCCUGUUUUUGAAAGACCCUUAUAGCUGGCCUGCCGCAUGCCUGGUAAUUGUGUGCAAUGUGUUCAUUUUUGUGGCUCUCUAUACUGAAAGGCAGCUGUCAAAGGGUUCAUUCAGUGAAUUCACUGGAUUUGUGAUCCACUUCAUUAACUUGUUCAUCCUGCUAACAUUUCCUGCAGUUGUGGUGCUUCUGGUUCCCUCUAUUACUCCAGUUGGUGGUGCAUUUGCACUCGGCAUUUGCACAAUCCUGUUCCUGAAGCUGUAUUCAUAUAAAGACGUGAACCUGUGGUGCAGGGAGCUGAGCUCUGUGAAGGCCAAGAAGCUGGCCCGGUCACUGUCCUGUCCUUCACCGCAGCACUUUAAAGCAGCCGCACAGAAAGUAUGUUACCCUGGCAACCUUACAAUCAAAGAUAUGUACUACUUUGUGUUUGCUCCAACUCUCUGUUACGAGCUAAACUUUCCUCGAUCUCCUAAAGUUCGCAUUCACUUCCUUCUGAGGAGGCUGUUUGAGAUGCUGUUUUUCAUCCAGCUUUUAGUUGCUCUCACCCAACAGUGGAUGAUCCCGAUCAUCCAGAGCUCAAUGAAGCCCCUUGAAGACAUGGAUCUUUCACUGAUGACUGAGAGGCUGUUACGAUUAGCUGUGCCGAAUCACUUGUUAUGGUUGAUGUUUUUCUACUGGUUCUUCCACUCGUCUAUGAAUUUUACAGCCGAGCUGCUGCGGUUUGGAGACAGGCAGUUUUACAACGACUGGUGGAAUUCAGAGACGGUGACUUAUUUUUGGCAGAACUGGAACAUCCCUGUACACAAGUGGUGUCUACGUCAUUUCUACAAACCUCUGCUAAGGAAAGGAUUCAGUAAAAUAGUCAGCCAGUCAGCUGUCUUCUUUCUCUCUGCGUUCUUCCACGAGUACCUGGUGAGUGUUCCUCUCAGGAUGUUCAGACUGUGGGCCUUCACGGGAAUGAUGGCACAGCUUCCAUUAGCCUGGUUUGUUGGCAAAUUCCUGCGAGGUAACUACGGCAACGCUGCAGUGUGGAUGUCAAUCAUCAUCGGCCAGCCGUUCGCUGUCUUGAUGUACGUCCACGACUACUACGUCAUGCACUACAGGAAUGGAGCAGAGUAGUACCUGCACAAGCCAGAACAAAUUCCACUCCAACGUUUUUCUUCUCUUUCUUAUACAUGAACAAACAUAAGAACUGCACUAAUAUAUAGCCAGUUACAGAUACUGUAGUCUAUACCUCAGGAUACUCUCAUCAAAUUAAUGAUUCUGCCAUGUUUACAUAAAACUUCUUAUAGACUUUACUGAGGACAAAAAUGUCAUCAUAAUCUCUUAAUCCUGAACUACCACGCUAACUGUAGGAGGGAACAGAAAAACUGCUGACCUCAGCUUUAUACUCAGGUAAUCGGUACUCUAGUGUCUUAUUAGAACAAAUAAUUGUGAGUCUGGGUUAAAACGUAUGUGAAUAUGCAGUUCUUCCCUUUGUUUUUAAAUUAACAGUAUGAUUUUUGAGGAGAAUGUGUCAUCAUAUAAUUGCAUAACAGGGUUUAAGUGUAUUACUUCAAGUGGGGAUGAAAUUAUCUUUCAAAGUAAUAUAUCUAGGUUACUGUAAUCCGUCCGAUUUUAAAAUGCAAGGAUGGAUGACUGUAGGGUUGCAGUAUUCCGCUGUUUUUGUUUUGUUUCAUGAUUUCUUUAUCAGUUCCUGUGAGUUGAUAUGAUUUCUUAUUUUUAAUAUUAUCAAAAGUGCCAUAUGAAAACAGUUUUCGGGACUAUUGCCAAGUCUUUUUUAUAACUCUGAUAUAAAAUAAAUGUAGAAAGAAACAGGGUAGGAUUUUAUCCAUGUUUCUACUUCACCUUUUUCACAAAUUGUUUUUGUCUUUUCAGUGGUGAUGAAAGUCUUUGUGUAUAAAAGAGUUUGUGAAUUUAUAGAAAAAUAAAAAUGAUAAUGGGUUCUUA